GAGAAGACAACCCGGACGAGAGGCGCAAUGACGGGCAGCAUCGAGGGAGUCGAGAGGUUCGAUAGCCCGGGAAAGGGACGAGGGCUCCGCGUAACCAGACCAUUUAAAGUUGGAGAGCUCCUGUUUUCCUGCCCUGCGUACUCCUACGUGCUGUCAGUGAAAGAGAGAGGCUGCUGCUGCGAGUUCUGCUUCACCAGGAAACAGGGGUUGGCAAAAUGUGGCAAAUGCAAGAAAGCCUUCUACUGCAAUGUGAAAUGCCAGAAAGGGGACUGGGCCAUGCACAAGCUGGAGUGUUCAGCAAUGAUUGCUUUUGGAGAGAACUGGGGCCCGUCAGAGAUAUCCCGCCUGGUGGCUCGAAUCCUUGCAAAGAAGAAAAUUCAGAAAGAACGAUGCCUUUCUGAGAAGAUGUUGCUCAUAGGAGAGAUACAAUCACACACAGAGGAUGAAGAUAAUGAGAAAAGAGAGAUGACCGAGGCAGACGUUGCUGGAUUGCAUCGCUUUUACUCCAAACAUUUGGAUGUGCCCGACCACAAAGAACUACUCACACUCUUCUCCCAGGUUGCCUGUAAUGGUUUCACAAUAGAGGAUGACGAACUUUCCCACUUGGGUACUGCAAUCUACCCAGACGUGGCACUGAUAAACCACAGUUGUCUUCCCAGCGUCAUAGUCACAUUCAACGGGACAUCGGCCGAAGUUCGGGCGGUUCAGGACAUGAAACCAGGAGAUGAAGUGCUCAUCAGCUACAUAGACCUCCUCUAUCCAACAGAUGACCGCAAUAACAGGCUGAGAGAGUCCUAUUACUUUACCUGCGACUGCCAGGAAUGUAAAAGCAAGUCCAAAGACAAGAUAAAGUUAAAAGUUCGUAAGCGCAGUGAUUCCAUUGAGCCAGAUGUCAUCAACAACAUGGUUCGCUACGCCAGGAAAACUAUCAGAGAGUUCCGGGCAAUCAAGCACAUAAAGACCCCUACUGAGUUGCUGGAGAUGUGUGAGCAGAGCCUGGAGGAAAUGGGAGCUGUCUUUGAUGACUCCAAUGUGUACAUGCUCCACAUGACAUACCAAGCCAUGGGGGUUUGCAUGUACAUGCAAGAUGCAGAUGGAGCUGUCAGAUAUGGCGAGAAGCUUCUCAGACCUUACAGCCAGCUGUAUCCACCUUACUCCCUCAAUGUGUCAUCCAUCUACCUGAAACUGGGCCGACUGUAUUUGGGCCUACAGAGGCAUUCAGCGGGCAUCAGCGCUCUCAAGAAGGCGAUGGCUAUAAUGGAGGUGGCUCAUGGGAAGGAUCACUUUUACAUUACAGAGUUGCGUAACCUGAUCGCACAAAAAUGAGGAGAACAGAGAAGUGUAACAAUCCUUAUUGACUGCAUACACUCCUUAUUUAGGCGCUUCUCAGAACUUUAGGCACUGUUUUAUGCAAAUAAUUUAUUAUUGGAUUUUUAGAGUAUGGCUUCAUUGUUACGUAUGCAACAACCUAUCAGUUAGAUACUUUUGUGACAAGCAUUUAUUGUGGAAUCUGCAAAGAAAUCUGACUUUGUGAAAUCAUGUAAAUAACUUUGAUUUUGAUUUGGCUUAAGACUACAGCUGGUCCCUGUAAAUAGAGAGUUUAGUUGUUUACAGAUGUAUGUACACAGGAGGAUUCAUGCAAGCAAAAUUCCUGUCCAAUCAGGAGAGCUGCAUAACCAUAAAUAAGAUGAACAUGCCA
This is a messenger RNA of Archocentrus centrarchus (flier cichlid), 1699 nucleotides long. RefSeq names its product SET and MYND domain containing 2b (gene smyd2b). Gene Ontology annotation, molecular function: protein binding. Gene Ontology annotation, cellular component: nucleus. Bases 28 to 1326 code for a protein of 432 amino acids. NCBI's taxonomy places the organism in Eukaryota, Metazoa, Chordata, Actinopteri, Cichliformes, Cichlidae. The record is from RefSeq and is a predicted model, not a curated record. The transcript has 12 exons.